This is a messenger RNA of Owenia fusiformis, 1748 nucleotides long. The record is from the annotation of a GenBank genome assembly. NCBI's taxonomy places the organism in Eukaryota, Metazoa, Annelida, Polychaeta, Sabellida, Oweniidae.
AUGGAAUUAAGUUUUGGAGUAAUCACUGUUGAAAUUGAGAGUGAAGGCAGGAACCAAACUACUCUGGCAAAACAAAAUAUAAUUGGAUCUAUCGUCAUGUUUACCUCAGCUACUCUGUCCCCACUGUCUUUUCUAAUCAUCCAGUGCCUGGGAGAAAAUGGAUAUCGAUUUGGAGCCAUGAUUGGCAUCACACUGAAAUCUUUGAGUUUUCUGUCUUCCUCAUUCAUUUCUUCAAUCAACUGGUUGUUCCUGACACACAGUAUUAUAGGAGGGAUGGCGAAUUCCAUUAUGCUUGUUGCAGUUUCUCAUAUACUCGGGGAACAUUUUCAUCAACAGCAUAGGUUUCAUGUAUUUGCCACAAGCGUCCUAAGUAUUAGUUUCCCCUUAGGUGGCUUGGUAUUCAAUCCAAUGAAUACAAGACUAGUACUAAAUUAUGGAUGGAGAGGAACUUUCCGAAUAUCGAGUGCCUUUACAUUCGUCAUUGGUAUGAUAUGUAGCUCUUUGUUAUUCCCCUAUAAAAGUGAUUUGGUGGAUUCUGGAUCUAAUAAAGAUGCUUCUGUUGAAAUGAAAACACGGUCUGACGAUAUGUACAGCUCAAUUGAUGGAACUAAAGCCGAUACUGUUGAAUUAAAAGAUGUAGAAUCAAUUGAGAAUGAUGCUCGCGAUACAACAAAACUGAUACCAGCAUCAGCUAAAGACAAAAUGAAAUGUGUAAAGAAAACAAAAACUGACAUUAAAAACAGUGAUUCUAGAAAGGAUCUACCUCAAACAGAGGAAACUCCAUUGUUUACAAAAAAAGAAACUUCACCAGGUGAAGACAAAUCUACAAAGAAAACCCAUGAUGAUAUUACAAAUGAAAAGUCCAGAAAAGAAAUAAGUGACCCUGAGCGUACACCUCUGUUUAUAAGUCUAGAAACUAUUGUUACAUAUCCCGAGACUGUACUAUGGAUCAUUGGCAUUGGUAUGACGAGAGGCCUUCUUCGUUUGCCCUAUCUUAACAUGGCAAUUUACUUGGACAACAAAGGAAUAUCAAGAAUGGAUGCUUCUUAUAUUUUGAUGGUGUUAAGUAUUGCUGAAGGAAUAACCUACAUCAUCGCAGCUGCUGUAGGGGAUUGCUGCAAAGGACGACUUAUAUACACCCAUCUCGCUGCAACACUGGGAAUGAGCCUCCUAAAUCUGGCAUGGCAAUUCAUUGAUGUCAACUAUACAGCUAUAAUGGUGUUAGCAAUAAUAAAUGGAGGGCUGCUUGCAUUGACAACGGUCUAUUUAUAUUCCUGCACGUGCGAGGUCCUUCAACAUCUCUCAAACAAGUUAGCCUUCAACCAGACACUGGCAUGGGUGGGUAUCCCAGUACUAGUCAUUCCACCUAUAUUUGGUUUAAUUUAUGGAAUUCGUGAAGUAUUCGACGAUGUACAGCAUGGGAUGAGUGUAGCAUACUUUCUCAAUGCAGCUAUAUAUUUGGCUAUCAUCUUGAUCAAAAAGAGACGCAAUUCAAGAUAGGAAUAAGUAAACUGAUUCUAACAACAGACAGGGUAGGAAUAAACUGUAAACAAAUACUAUGUGGUUGGAAAGAUAUUGAAAAGUUGUACACUGAACAGAAUCUUUUGAUCUUUAUAUAUCAACCAAAAAUUUCUAAAGUUAAGGUUAAUGUCCUGUUGCAAAACUCAAUACUUCAAUACAAUGUUUUCAAUACUUUUAAACUACAGGCAUUUAUUUAUUAACAGAAAACCUUAAGAGAAAUGCACAGA